GCCGCCCCUGGCUCAGAGCUGCAGUGCGCGCGCCGCUGUGUGGAUGUUAGUCCGGCUGGAUACGAGCGCGCGCUGGAUGACGGCUUUUACGCACAGGUUCGGCUCUCGGUCCUAGGGGUUCGGCAUCUCCGUGGAGACCGAAUCUUGUUCUCAUGGUGGGACAGUCUCUAGAGGAGUUCGCGGUGGUCCGUUAAAUGUCACCCCCACUCACAAUGGAUUACACGGGGAGCAUGGCGCCGCCGGUGCCGCCGCACAAACCCAAACCCGCCCGGCCAGGACAGGGCCAGGAGCGGCUGCUGAAGUGCGUCCUUCUGGGGGAUGGAGCGGUUGGGAAAACCAGCUUGGUUGUGAGCUACACAACAAACGGAUAUCCAACCAAAUACAUCCCGACGGCCUUUGACGACUUUUCCGCUGUGGUCCAGGUGGACGGGAGCCCAGUGAGGCUACAGCUGUGUGACACUGCAGGACAGGAUGAGUUUGACAAACUCCGCCACUUCUGCUACAGCCGUACCGACGCCCUGUUGCUCUGCUUCAGCGUGGUCAGCCCCGCAUCCUUUCAAAAUGUUUGGGAAAAGUGGGUCCCUGAAAUACGCCGCCGCUGCCCCCUCACUCCCAUGCUCCUUGUAGGCACGCAGUGUGACCUCCGGCAAGACGUUAAGGUGCUCAUCGAGCUUUCGAGACGACGAGAGAGGCCCGUGGCAGAGGAGGACGCCAGAGCGCUCGCAGAAAAAAUUGGGGCCGUCAUGUAUGUGGAGUGCUCGGCACUUACGCAAAAGAACCUGAAGGAGGUGUUUGACGCAGCCAUUUCCGUGGGGCUACGGCACUCUGACCACCGAGCACGGCGUGAGAGAAAGGUCCGCAGCACAGCCGACAAGAUGAAGAUGCUGUCCAAAUCCUGGUGGAAGAAGUAUGUAUGUGUUCAGUAGGAAGGGAGGACUGAUAAAGAUGGACAGAGCUGGAUGUAAGGACUUCUAAAAUGGAUCCCCCAAGAUGAACUUUAGAUCCGUGCAGUCACCAGUCAGCUGGGAAGGUGCGCCCGCUUCCAUGUGGAGUUUGUGGUUUUUGCACAGUUUCCGUUUGCCUAGAGACUGCCGCGUGUUGACACUAAAAAGAGCAAACAGGUUUCAACCACUGGCUGCUUCAAGUGUAACUGUAUUGAGCAUUCAGCCAAAAAAAAAACAUUGCUCCAGUAAAACAAUAUCCUGAAGAAUGGUGUCUUGAAAAAACUCUUGGCCUUUUCCUCAAAUUUGGUUUCAAAUACAUGCAAAAUGUUGUAUUAUAUGUCUUCUACGCUGUCAUACAGACUUACUAGAGAUCUAUUUUUAUUUUUAAAAAAAAUAUUAAAGUAAUGCAAACAGCUCAGCUUACCACUGAAUCAAAGAUGCAAUUAUUCUUUAAAAGCCAGCCCUGCACCUUGCUACACAACCCAACUUUUUUUAUGGAGAAAAUCUGUCAGAUUCAUAUAAGCUAAUACUUCUUUGAGACAAAAUCCAAUGUAUAUGAUUAUAAUUUUCCUAAGGUUGGCGAUAUUUCAAGGAUAUGCAAAGUUAUUCUAAGUUCUAUUCUAUCAGCUGCCAUAGUUGUGUCUCUACAACCACAUUUAGUGUCAAUAUGAGUGUCAGUUUGUUUUUAGAGACAAAUAAAGACAGAGGACGGAGGUUUCAGAAUACAAUCAGAUCCAGGUCUUUCUGAUGAUUAUCCAGCUACUUUAUCCUGGUUUUCUAACACAUCUGCUGUGGGUUUACCUUGACUGAAGGCCUUCAUUUGACCACUUACAGUCAGUUAGUUUUUAUACAUUUAUUUAUUACUGUUACAGCAAAGCAUACAGUAGGUGGUGCCACUGUAAAUUGCACUUAUGAUGCACAGUUCAAGCACAUCACUGAGAUGUGGCCAUUCAUUGACUUUUGGGUCGGUUCAGGACUGGAAAUCUUCAUUUAAAACUGGAUGCCAAACCAGAUAGAAAAUGUAUUUUGAUGCUAACUGAACCACAGAGGGUAUCAAUGACCACAGAUACUUAACAUUCUCAGAGGGCCUUAAGCAGAUUUUGAUCUGUCAAAGUACAUUGGAGUUCUGUCAUAGCUUGAAAUCAGAUUGUAAGGACACUGAUUUCUUGAUUGCUUCUUAUUUUUCAGAAGCUUUUUGCCCCUCUCAUUCUUUUAUCUUCUACUUUUGGCCAGCACCUAUCUGAACACAACACAGAUGUACGGAAUAAUCACAUCUUUAUUUACGUUACAUAGUAAUUGCUGAAGAUAUUUGUAAUUUCAUCAGGAUAACUCUGUGUUUGCAAAUAUAAGUGAUUCUCUGUGCUUUACAACUCUAAAUGGUACUUAAUUGUGUGCGUUUAAGUGUCUGAUUGUCUUGAGAGGAAUGUGUUCAACUUGAAUGAGCAGAACAAAAUAAAAUGGGAAAUAUUUAA
This is a messenger RNA of Oryzias latipes (Japanese medaka), 2416 nucleotides long. It is a transcript of the gene rhoub, whose product is annotated as ras homolog family member Ub. NCBI's taxonomy places the organism in Eukaryota, Metazoa, Chordata, Actinopteri, Beloniformes, Adrianichthyidae. The record is from RefSeq and is a predicted model, not a curated record. Gene Ontology annotation, biological process: small GTPase-mediated signal transduction. Gene Ontology annotation, molecular function: GTPase activity; GTP binding.